Daphnia carinata is the source of this 880-nucleotide messenger RNA. RefSeq lists its product as uncharacterized. Bases 144 to 674 code for a protein of 176 amino acids. The transcript has 3 exons. Lineage: Eukaryota; Metazoa; Arthropoda; Branchiopoda; Diplostraca; Daphniidae. The record is from RefSeq and is a predicted model, not a curated record.
GAUUCUGGUUUUUCCCCACUGCCAAACGACGAUCAUUUUAAAAGGUGUCUUCAAAUGUAAAUCUGCUAGUAACACUCUUGAAGUCCCAACUAGAUCCCGGACUGAAGUGAGCGACAGUGCAACUCCGUUCUCCUUCGAUAAACAUGGCCCAGGUGAACCAACCCAACUACAACAGCCUUGGUUUUGCAAAUCCCAUAUUUGUUUUGAUCAAGGGCGGGUAUUGGGAUUCCAACGUAACUAGGAGACGUAUUCAAGGACAAAUUUGCCUAGACGAAUUUGCAGACAUCCUGCUCGAAUGGUUCCUGCAUUUACCUGAAGAACCCUUGUAUAUGUCGGAGUGGGGAAAAGAAUCACCUCUUCAAGAUAAUGGUUCACUGGAAGUUUUGAAAUACGCUUUAAAAAAUCCAUUUUAUGUGGAUGGAGCGAGAGACCCGCUAGUUUCGAACUUUGCUGACAAUGUCAGACAAUUAAGGAAGCUGAGAAACAAAUUGACUCACGAGGUCCGUUCCUGGAAAAUUGAUGAUUUUAGAAACUUCUUGGAGGCAAUGAAAAAUGCUUCAAGUUGGUUGGUUGACAUCGAUAGCCCUAACGCUUUGGACGGUCGUGUAAACGCCUUCAUUAGUAAAUGUGGAAGUGAAAUCGAGAACAUUAACACCCACCAGGAAUUGUAUUAGCUACGCACCACCGAUGUCGGGUAUAAUAGUUACGAACGAAGAAGUGUCAUUCGUUCUUUUCUUCUUUUCUUUAAAAGCAGCUGCAUUUCUUUUAAGCAAUUUGGACAUACUGUACUAGUUGUAUUCUUCAUUGGUGUAAUUAUGCUAUUGGGGUAUCGAGUAGUGAUACGCCGUUUUUUCAGCAUCUGAUAAAUAAAAUAUCAAGA